Messenger RNA from Impatiens glandulifera, 764 nucleotides. RefSeq lists its product as uncharacterized. The record is from RefSeq and is a predicted model, not a curated record. NCBI's taxonomy places the organism in Eukaryota, Viridiplantae, Streptophyta, Magnoliopsida, Ericales, Balsaminaceae. Gene Ontology annotation, cellular component: chloroplast inner membrane; chloroplast thylakoid membrane. The coding region runs from base 117 to 560 and encodes 147 amino acids. The transcript is spliced from 5 exons.
GAACAUCGAUUUCAUCGAAGUUGGCCUCUCUCUCUCUCUCUCUCAUUGAAUCACUCACGUAGUAUUCUCGUGGAACACCAAGAUCGAUCUAUUUGCUUGCAGAUUGUUCAGUAGACAUGUCUUCUCUAUCAAAUGCACUGCUUUUACCCAACAAUCCGGCGGCUGUUCUUUCCCGUUCAGGCUCUUCUUCUCCACUUAAGAAACUGCAAAUCUCCACUUUGAAGAAGAAGGGAUUCACUGUUCAGGCUUUCUACAGUGAAAGAGAAAACAAUUCCAGUUCGUUUCUUAAUGGCUUUAUAUUGGGAGGAAUUGUUGCUGGUACACUCGGUUUUGUAUAUGCCCCACAGAUCAGUAAGACUCUUGCUGGAACAGACAAGAAGGAGAUAAUGAGGAAAUUGCCCAACUUCAUCUAUGAUGAGGAAAAGGCCUUGGAGAAAAAGCGUCAAGUACUUGCUGAUAAAAUCCAACAACUGAACACAUCCAUAGAUGACCUUUCAGUUCGGCUCCGAACUGAGGAUUCCCCAGAUGAAGUUGAAGUCCUAACUAACGAAGAACUUUAAGCCGCCUACAACAAGAUCUUGAGAGUGAGUGAGUGAGAGGGCUAAAGGAUUCUUUUUUUUCUUUCUAUUGGUUGGGUAAGUUUGUUGCUUUCUUUCUACUAUAUGUAACAUUAGCACAACAACCAAAUGGAAGAGGAUUUUCAGCAACAAACAUAAGCAAGCUACUCUUAUGACCAAAUAAAACAACAAAAAUCAAUUAUAUUA